AUGGUAAAUGGUGACAAGCAGCAGGCGGUGGGCUGGUACCAACGAGGGAUCACCGAACUGGAGAGAGGAAUCGCCAUCCAGAUCUUAGGACGUGGAGAGAAAUCUGAGCGAGACAGACGGUUGCAGAACAAGAUGAGCACCAACCUGAUCGCGGCCAAAGACCGACUGCAGUCUUUAGUCAGCGGGCUCUCAGGAUCCGGGGCUCAGGCAGACAUUUACACUAAUGGCACUAACCCUGCCUACCAGGCUGCCCACCUGCGUACAGCUCCCAGCGCCCCCUGCAGGCAGAACGAGUCGUCACAGCGGAAGAGCGCGGCUCGGCCCCUCCGACAGCAGCUGGAGGGAAGAAAGGACUCAAAGAACCUGAAAGACGUGACCGGGAAGCCGCGAGCUGCUGCAUCCUCCAGCGGAGGUCAUCGCAGAGGGGAAGCCGCUGUUAGCUGCUCGUCAGUGAGGUUCGAAGACGUUGCCGGUCAGGAUUUGGCGAAGCAGGCAUUGCAGGAGAUCGUCAUACUGCCGGCGCUGCGACCGGAGUUGUUUACAGGACUGCGUACUCCGACCAGAGGACUUCUUCUGUUCGGUCCGCCCGGCAACGGCAAGACGAUGCUGGCUAAAGCUGUGGCUGCUGAGUCCAACGCCACCUUCUUCAACAUCAGCGCCGCCAGCUUAACCUCCAAAUAUGUGGGUGAAGGGGAGAAGCUGGUUCGAGCUCUGUUCUCUGUGGCCAGAGAGCGGCAACCCUCCAUCAUCUUCAUCGAUGAAGUGGACAGUCUGCUGUGUGAGCGGAGGGAGGGCGAGCACGACGCCAGCCGACGCCUCAAGACCGAAUUCCUCAUCGAGUUUGACGGAGUCCAGUCAGGAGCUGAUGACCAGGUUCUGGUAAUGGGAGCCACCAACAGGCCUCAGGAGCUGGACGAGGCUGUUCUCAGGCGUUUUGCUAAGCGUGUGUAUGUCGCUCUGCCAGCCGAGAAGACUCGCUUCCAGCUGCUGAAGAACUUGCUGGAGAAACAUGGAAACCCACUGACACACAGAGAGCUGAGCCAGCUGGCCAGAUUGACAGAGGACUACUCCGGCAGUGACCUCACCUCAUUGGCUAAAGAUGCCUCCCUGGGACCAAUCAGAGAGUUGCGUCCAGAACAAGUGAGGAACGUGAAGGUCAGCGAGCUCCGAAACAUUUGUUUUGGAGAUUUUGUAGAGUCUCUGAAGAAGAUCCAGAGAAGUGUCAGUCCGCAGACUCUGCAGGUUUACGUCCGCUGGAACAGAGACUACGGAGACACUACGGCUGUGUGAACUACACAAACUGACUUCUUUUUGAUGUACAGCAGUUUUCUGAACCUUUGUACCAAUGUUUCUACACAAUAAAGAAUCUUCAUCUUGUAUAUUUUGUUUCACAGACAUUUUAAUAUUAACUGUAUGAGUGAGGAUAAAAAACUGCCCUUUAUUUCAGUUUUUUGUGUCUUUGUGUUCAGACUCCAUUAAACACCGAUUGAUUUUA
Molecule: messenger RNA, 1495 nt
Organism: Morone saxatilis (striped sea-bass)
Lineage: Eukaryota; Metazoa; Chordata; Actinopteri; Moronidae
Product: spastin-like
Exons: 16
Coding region: 1-1290 (429 amino acids)
Cellular component (GO): microtubule cytoskeleton
Molecular function (GO): ATP hydrolysis activity; ATP binding
Source: RefSeq, a predicted model, not a curated record